AUGGCAGAAAACAAAGAUGAACUUGUCCAGCGCGCCAAACUUGCCGAACAGGCCGAGCGAUACGACGACAUGGCUCAGUCAAUGAAGCGAGUCACGGAAUUGGGUGCAGAACUUUCCAAUGAGGAACGUAAUUUGCUCUCCGUUGCCUACAAGAAUGUAGUCGGGGCGCGACGCUCGUCAUGGCGGGUGAUAUCAUCGAUUGAACAGAAGACCGAAGGCUCAGAGAAGAAGCAGCAGAUGGCAAAAGAAUAUCGCGAAAAGGUUGAGAAAGAGCUGCGAGAUAUUUGUCAAGAUGUUUUGAACCUUCUGGACAAAUACCUCAUUCCGAAAGCAGGUAACCCUGAGUCGAAGGUGUUCUACUUGAAAAUGAAGGGUGAUUACUACCGAUAUCUGGCCGAAGUUGCAAGUGGAGAUGAUCGCAACGUGGUAGUGGAGAAGUCACAGCAGUCCUACCAGGAAGCAUUCGAUAUCGCGAAGGACAAAAUGCAGCCCACACAUCCGAUCCGGCUUGGGCUUGCACUCAAUUUUUCGGUAUUCUACUACGAGAUACUGAAUGCACCAGACAAGGCCUGUCAACUUGCUAAACAGGUGCGUGAAGACGGGUUCAUUUUAUAUUAUUGCCACUCGAAUGGUUGGUUUAUGUUUGUUUCAGCGGUGGCGGAUGCGGGUCAGAAAGCCUACUCGGAGGCACUUGAGAUUGCCAAGGCACAACUUUCGACUACCCAUCCAGUUCGUUUGGGCCUCGCUCUAAAUUAUAGUGUCUUCUUCUACGAGAUUUCAUCGAGCCCCGAUCGUGCAUGUCAACUCGCCAAACAGGCAUUUGACGAUGCUAUUGCUGAAUUGGACACCCUGAAUGAGGAUUCCUACAAAGACAGCACAUUAAUCAUGCAGCUCCUUCGUGACAACCUUACGCUGUGGACAUCGGACACUGGAGCGGACGAUCAGGAAGGUGGUGAGCAAGCGGGUGAAGCAGGUGGCAAUUAA
This is a messenger RNA of Cercopithifilaria johnstoni, 984 nucleotides long. NCBI's taxonomy places the organism in Eukaryota, Metazoa, Nematoda, Chromadorea, Rhabditida, Onchocercidae. The record is from the annotation of a GenBank genome assembly.